AGUAGUAGAGGUUUUUUUUCUUAUAUUUUCGUUAAAAAUAUAAACGCGUGUUGUAGAACUUAGAAGAUAUCACUGGAAUUUGAUUAACACAAUUUUAAUUUUUUUUAUAAACGAAGCGACAAACAUUUCCGAAAUUGUAGCUACGUUUAUCAAGAAAAACUAAGAUGGCACACUCCUCGGAAAGUAAAGGCUUUAAAAGCGGAGCAAUAGAUUUUGUAGCUGGAUCACUUGGUGGUGUGGCAGUGGUUUACGUUGGGCAACCAUUGGAUACAGUGAAAGUAAAGAUGCAAACGUUCCCUCACCUAUAUAAAGGCAUGUAUGAUUGUUUAAAACAGACACUCAAAAAUGAUGGCAUAAUCAGAGGGCUAUAUGCAGGGACCACACCGGCAAUUAUGGCCAAUGUUGCAGAGAACUCUGUACUUUUUGCAGCAUAUGGCUAUUGUCAAAAGUUUGUUUGUCAUGUAACAGGUACCGAGAGCACGGACCAGCUCUCCAUGGUGGGUAACGCAACAGCGGGUUUUCUGGCUGCUUUCUUCUCAUCAUUCCCUCUGUGUCCGACUGAACUGAUCAAGUGCCAACUUCAAGCUAUGAGAGAGGUCAACAUGCAAGGCUCCCAAACAGCUAUAACGCCACUACAGCUGUCUCAACAAAUAUUCAAGCAAUAUGGUAUACAAGGUCUGUUCAGAGGUCUGGUACCGACCAUUAUGAGAGAGAUGCCCGGGUAUUUCUUCUUUUUCGGAGGAUAUGAAGGUACAAGAGAAUUGUUAGCAAAGCCGGGACAAUCGAAGGAUGACAUAGGUUUUGUAAAAACCAUGAUCGCCGGAGCAGUAGGCGGCUGUGUUCUCUGGACUGUUAUCUUUCCCUCCGAUGUCAUCAAGUCGCGUGUUCAAAUAUCAAACAAAAAAUUAAAGUUCCUAACAGUCGGCUAUGAGAUUGUAAAGAAAGAAGGUUUUCUAGCACUUUACAAUGGAUUAAAACCUACGCUAAUAAGGACAGUACCGGCGACAGCUGCGUUGUUUGUGGUGUACGAAUAUUCCAAGAAAUUUAUGCACCAAUCAUUUGGGGAUUAAUUAUUAGCUUUUAUGCGAUACUUAUAAAUACUCUGUACAGCAUUUGGGAAUAGUUAUAAUUUUUUAAUCGUAAUUUCUGCCAAAUAGUACAACAGUAUACUGUUGUCUCUCUUUUUUUCAAAGAUAAUGAAAAGCCUUACGUAUCGGUCAACUCGCGGUAAUGUUGAUAAUUACUUAAGAGAAUAAUAAUGUAUUUUAAAUCAA
Papilio xuthus (Asian swallowtail) is the source of this 1274-nucleotide messenger RNA. RefSeq names its product mitochondrial ornithine transporter 1. Gene Ontology annotation, biological process: mitochondrial L-ornithine transmembrane transport. Gene Ontology annotation, molecular function: L-ornithine transmembrane transporter activity. The transcript is spliced from 7 exons. The record is from RefSeq and is a predicted model, not a curated record. The coding region runs from base 165 to 1070 and encodes 301 amino acids. NCBI's taxonomy places the organism in Eukaryota, Metazoa, Arthropoda, Insecta, Lepidoptera, Papilionidae. Gene Ontology annotation, cellular component: mitochondrion.